This is a messenger RNA of Phaedon cochleariae (mustard beetle), 624 nucleotides long. The record is from the annotation of a GenBank genome assembly. Lineage: Eukaryota; Metazoa; Arthropoda; Insecta; Coleoptera; Chrysomelidae.
AUGAAUCGUCCCCAAAAUUAUGGCUCAAUCUCAUCACCAGCAGUAGGUUUCAGUGGGAACAUCAAUCCGGAAUUCAACAGUUAUUGUGAUAGUGUUGUCACUAAUAUCUACACGAUAAAUUCUAGUCUCAAAACACUGGAAAACGCAUUGAAAGUUAUCGGCACAAAGAAAGAUAAUCAAGGAGUCCGAAACCAGGUGCAUGUCACUCAACUCAGCACAAACCAGAUAGCUUCAGUUACUACAAAAGACAUCAAUAAACUGAAAAUUGUAGUUGCAAAAGGUGAAAAACAGAAGCAACUACAAGUUGAGAAGCUUGAGGGUAACUUCAAAGAGGCCAUUAAUAGAUAUUACACAUUACAAAAGGAACUAGCAGACAAACAAAAAUCUCAUCUUCUGAUCCCAGAGAUCUCAGAGGAUGAGAUUCCACAAGGCGACGAUGACAAUCAUGAGAGGCAGGCGCAGAGGACCAGAGAGCUGGCCUUUGAGCAGGACAUGCUGUACGAGCGGGAGAGCAGGAUAAGACAGAUCGAGUCUGAUAUACUGGAUGUGAAUCAGAUCAUGAGAGAGUUGGGGUCUUUGGUGCAUACGCAAGGAGAGACGAUAGGUGAGGAAGGGUCUCUCUGA